AUGGCAGCAGCAGCGAAGAGCAGAGUAACGAGGGUGGUUCAGGCCAGCGAGCCGUGGGGAAUUACAUUACACCGCGAGUCUGCGCACCGCGACGACAACGACAGCAAUGUGCUGCGAGAGGAUGCAGAGGGCGGAUGCACGAUGGGCGGCGCGGCGCAGGUACAGGCGCAGGAACCGGGGACAGCCUUGGCGCUCCUCCCUCCUCCUCUUCUAUUGGCGGCAGGAAAAGGAGACGCAGAAGAACUUUCCACCGAACGUCAAAUCGUCUUCCGUCUGCGCUCCCUGGCCCGAUUGACUCGACCGCAUGGCUUGUAUUCUAACACUAACAUGGCAUGGCCUCACGAGACAGCCAUGUUCAUGGUUAUCGAUGCAAAACACAACCUCUACGACCACCUUUUGCCCUUCGCCUCGUCCUCCGAAACACGCGCACGAUCGAGCCGUCGGCACGUUGCCAGCCCUAUCGGGAAGCUUGGAGUACUUCCUCGACACGACGAGAAGGACGGUAUCCACCAUCACGAGCUGCAUCGUUAUUCGAGAGCGCAGACAGCACCAAAGGAGUUGCUGCAACGCGUCCUGACUCCCGACGAAUACAAAUAA
This is a messenger RNA of Pseudocercospora fijiensis CIRAD86, 597 nucleotides long. RefSeq lists its product as uncharacterized. The transcript has a single exon. The record is from RefSeq and is a predicted model, not a curated record. Bases 1 to 597 code for a protein of 198 amino acids. Lineage: Eukaryota; Fungi; Ascomycota; Dothideomycetes; Mycosphaerellales; Mycosphaerellaceae.